Oncorhynchus masou masou (cherry salmon) is the source of this 2244-nucleotide messenger RNA. It is a transcript of the gene comp, whose product is annotated as cartilage oligomeric matrix protein. The record is from RefSeq and is a predicted model, not a curated record. Lineage: Eukaryota; Metazoa; Chordata; Actinopteri; Salmoniformes; Salmonidae. The transcript has 19 exons. Gene Ontology annotation, cellular component: extracellular region. Gene Ontology annotation, biological process: cell adhesion. Gene Ontology annotation, molecular function: calcium ion binding. Bases 1 to 2244 code for a protein of 747 amino acids.
AUGCUGUGGAUCCUGGUGUUGGUGAUUUCUCUCAGUGUGAGCAGUGAGCUAGUAGCUGGUCAGAGAGAUGGAGAAAUCAUCAAUCAGAUCAAGGGAACAAAUCAAGCUCUGGCUGAGAUCAAAGAACUGCUGAAACAACAGAUCCAAGAGAUUGUGUUCCUGAAGAACACAGUGAUGGAGUGUGAAGCCUGUGGCAUGCAAGGUCCCCCUCGCCCCUCCUGUGACCCUAACCCCUGCCACCCGGGGGUAAAGUGCAUUGAAACAGCUGGCGGCACCAAGUGUGGCCCCUGCCCUGAGGGCAUGGUGGGCAACAGUACCCGAUGCAUGGAUGUGGACGAGUGUGUGGUGAAGCCUUGCCACAUGGGUGUGCGCUGCAUAAACACGUCCCCAGGCUUCCGCUGUGGCCCCUGUCCAACUGGCUACACUGGCCCUCAGGUGCAGGGAGUAAGCCUCUCCUACGCCACUAAAAACAAACAGGUCUGCAAGGACAUCAAUGAGUGCGAAGGACCCAAGAAUGGAGGUUGUGUGGAAAAUUCAAAUUGUGUAAACACACCUGGCUCGUUUAGGUGUGGCCUCUGUAAGGCAGGCUAUGUUGGGGAUCAGCGCAAGGGCUGUAAGCCUGAGAGAGCAUGUGGUAAUGGCCAGCCCAACCCCUGCCAUGCCAGCGGAGAGUGUAUUGUCCAACGAGAUGGGAAAAUAGAGUGUCAGUGUGGGGUGGGAUGGGCUGGCAAUGGCUACUUCUGCGGAUCUGAUAUUGACAUUGAUGGCUUCCCUGAUGAGAAACUGGAAUGCGCCGAGAGGAACUGUGCCAAGGAUAACUGUCAAACGGUACCCAACUCUGGCCAAGAGGACGCAGACAAGGAUGGUAUAGGAGAUGCCUGCGAUGAGGAUGCAGAUGGGGAUGGAAUCUUAAAUACACAGGACAACUGUGUGCUGGUACCAAACGUCAACCAAAGAAAUGUGGACGAAGACGACUUUGGAGACGCCUGUGACAACUGCCGUAUGAUCAAAAACAAUGACCAGAAAGACACUGAUAUUGAUAGACUGGGUGACGAAUGUGACGAAGACAUUGAUGGCGACGGAAUCCCAAACAACCUGGACAACUGCAAAAGGGUUCCCAAUACUGACCAGAAGGAUCGAGAUGGGGACAAAGUCGGAGAUGCCUGUGACAGUUGCCCUUACGUUCCCAACCCUGACCAGUUGGAUAUGGACAACGACUUGAUCGGAGACCCUUGUGACACCAAUAAGGACAGUGAUGGUGACGGUCACCAGGACUCUCAGGACAACUGCCCUGCGGUCAUCAACAGUGCCCAGCUGGACACGGACAAGGAUGGCCUGGGGGACGAGUGUGACAACGACGAUGACAAUGAUGGUAUUCCUGACCUUCUGCCUCCGGGACCGGACAACUGUCGCCUCAUUCCCAACCCUCUGCAGGAGGACUCUGACGGUGAUGGGGUUGGGAACCUGUGCGAGAACGACUUUGACAACGACACCAUCAUCGACAGCAUUGAUGUGUGCCCAGAGAACGCUGAGGUCACUCUCACAGACUUCAGGGCCUACCAGACAGUGGUGCUGGACCCGGAGGGAGACGCACAGAUAGACCCUAACUGGGUGGUGCUCGAUCAGGGUAGAGAGAUCGUCCAAACUAUGAACAGUGACCCUGGACUGGCUGUUGGUUACACGGCUUUCAACGGCGUUGACUUCGAAGGGACGUUCCAUGUGAAUACGGUAACAGACGACGACUACGCAGGCUUCAUCUUUGGCUACCAGGACUCUUCCUCCUUCUACGUAGUGAUGUGGAAACAAGUUGAGCAGAUCUACUGGCAGGCCAAUCCGUUUCGAGCAGUGGCAGAACCAGGGAUACAACUGAAGGCUGUAAAGUCCAACACGGGACCAGGGGAAAAUCUACGUAACUCCCUGUGGCACACCGGAGACACCAGUGACCAGGUGAAGCUGCUGUGGAAAGAUGCCCGCAACGUGGGCUGGAAGGACAAGACCUCCUACCGCUGGUUCUUGCAACACAGGCCCCAAGAUGGAUACAUCAGGGUGCGUUUCUAUGAGGGUCCUCAGCUAGUGGCAGACACAGGCAUCAUCAUAGACACCACCAUGAGAGGAGGCAGACUGGGCGUCUUUUGCUUCUCUCAGGAGAACAUCAUCUGGGCUAACCUACGCUACCGCUGCAAUGAUACAAUCCCUGGGGACUUCGAUACAUACCAAGCCCAACAGGUCCAGCUGCAGUUCUAA